ACAACUCUAUCUUACGCCAGUGCUGACGAUUGCAUGAGAAUCUUUCUAAUCCGGAUCCCGCUUAUACAAUUCGUUUUUAAGGAGAAUUUGGACAUGUUUUUCAUAAUAAUCCCAUGUACAUGUAUUCGGUAGCAGUUGGUGUAUGCUUUCGACACAUUCUGCUGGUAAAAACUGAAUUACUUAGUCUUAUCCGAAUUGAUCUCUGAAUUGAUCUAUGACCACAAAUAACCAGGCUAAUGUUUUAUUGAUCUCUGAAUUGAUAUAUGACCACAAAUAACCAGGCUAAUGUUUUAUUGAAUAACUACAAUGGACAAACUUGCAGAGUAUCAGUCAAGUAAGGAAGAGUCUUCAGAGGGACUGUGUGAAUCUGAUGAUGCUGAAUGCGUCACUUCCGUUCCAUCAAUAAAUAAACAUUCACGUGAAUCCACGGAUCUUACUUCCGCUAAAUCAUGCCAAGCGAUUCCGAGAAACAACUUCCGGACAGAGCAACGGACAGCUGAAAGUAGUUCGGAUACACUGCCGGAGGAAGGUGAAAUCGUUAGCAAACCAAUUUCCACCGAUAAAGCCCCGGAUGUGCGAAAAGGAAAACUGAAACGACGAGGUCUAGCUGUUGUUGCAUUCUCAGCCUAUAUGCGCACAUGCAGAGAUCCUCUGGUAAAUGACGUCAUUCCAUUCGAAAAAAUCACCAUGAACUACGGAAGAGGUUACAAGCGACAUUUAAGUACUUUCAUAUGCCCUCGGUCGGGUAUGUACCUCCUAACAUGGCGAGUGGUCUUGGUUGAGGUAAGGGACGUAACUCUUGAUUUGAUGGUGAACGGUGAAGUCCGGAAACGAACUACGUUUGAUUGUACGAACAGCUCCGACAACAACAAAUGUGAACGAGAAGUAAUCCUAAAACUGUUCAUGCGAGACCGGGUGUGUAUAACUCUGUAUAAUGGCGAUAGUAGAUUACUGCGACCAACGAAGUGUAAAUUUGCUGGUAUUAGAUUGUUGAGGUAAACAAUGCCAUUCCGAAUGACUUUGUUUCCAGAAUCAGCGCGGAUAUAUAGCCAAUGCGUAAUGUGAAUCAGAAGAGAUUGACAAAAAAAAAAAAAAAAAAAAAAUACACCGAGGUGUGCUGUUCGAUCCCUACCCUAAAGGUGAAGGUGAGAGGUGUGUUGUUCGAUCCCUACCCUAAAGGUGAAGGUGAGAGGUGUGUGGUUCGAUCCCUACCCUAAAGAUGAAGGUGAGAGGUGUGUUGUUCGAUCCCUACCCUAAAUGUGAAGGUGAGAGGUGUGUGGUUCGAUCCCUACCCUAAAGAUGAAGGUGAGAGGUGUGUUGUUCGAUCCCUACCCUAAAGGUGAAGGUGAGAGGUGUGCUGUUCGAUCCCUACCCUAAAGGUGAAGGUCAGAGGUGUGUGGUUUGAUUCCUAUCCUAAAGAUGAAGGUCAGAGGUGUUUGGUUCGAUCCCUAUCCUAGAGGUGAAGGUCAGAUGUUUGUUGUUAGAUCCCGACCCUAAGGGCGGAGAUCCAAUGUGUGGUUCAAUUCCUACCCAAUCAUUACUGUGAAAAUCCGAGGUGUUUGGCUCGAUCCCGAAUCGGGAUAUUUUGUUGUCCUCUGGAAGAUGAGAAACGGUCGCAGGAGUUGUUGUAGCUGACCUUGGGCAAAACAAUGAAAACCCAAUUGCUCGGAAUAACAUGCGGUGGGAUUCUUACAUUAUACUGACUAUUCUUCGGCCUGGAACUGUUUUUAAAAUGACGAAGCAUGUGAAAUGUAAACAUGAACAUAGGUCCAUGUAUAAGAUAUAAAGGAAGCUUUGUUGACAACACGCUCUGACAACUACAAACUUAUUGACCUGGGACAGUUUUAAUAAUGCAAUGUAAACCACACACCGCAGCAUGAUAUACCACUUUUACAAAACUAUUGAGCUGACAAGAUAAAACAGACUGUGAUGUUCAAUUAAAUAGUUUGUAAACAAACUGUACACUGUUACAAUUAUAGAUAAACACAUACCAUCAUUGAUUUUCUGUAUCUGACAUGUUGAUGUAUAGAGAUUUUUAACUACAACACGAAUCAUUUCUUUUUUCCCUAUUGAGUGAUAAUGAAUUCAUUAGUCUUCCGACACGUGUAAAGGUACACCCUGAAGCAGGAACAAAGUAACGAUAUUGAUACAAUCUUUGCCGAUGAAAACAUACGACUUCAACAUCAAUUUUACUAGAACAUGCGCCGACUCACCCUAACGUAGAGAUAUAAUCAUAAAUUGAUAUUAACAUGUUUAUAAAGUAUGUUCUAGGUCAAGGUGUUGUCGAUAAUGAAACGAGUGUAUCACCCGUAAAAUGUUUCUACAUAUAUAUUAUGUAUAUUUCCA
Pecten maximus is the source of this 2346-nucleotide messenger RNA. RefSeq lists its product as uncharacterized. NCBI's taxonomy places the organism in Eukaryota, Metazoa, Mollusca, Bivalvia, Pectinida, Pectinidae. The transcript is spliced from 2 exons. Gene Ontology annotation, molecular function: protein binding. The coding region runs from base 307 to 999 and encodes 230 amino acids. The record is from RefSeq and is a predicted model, not a curated record.